Carcharodon carcharias (great white shark) is the source of this 1959-nucleotide messenger RNA. RefSeq names its product thyrotropin-releasing hormone receptor-like. NCBI's taxonomy places the organism in Eukaryota, Metazoa, Chordata, Chondrichthyes, Lamniformes, Lamnidae. The transcript is spliced from 2 exons. The coding region runs from base 1 to 1221 and encodes 406 amino acids. Gene Ontology annotation, biological process: phospholipase C-activating G protein-coupled receptor signaling pathway. The record is from RefSeq and is a predicted model, not a curated record. Gene Ontology annotation, cellular component: membrane. Gene Ontology annotation, molecular function: thyrotropin-releasing hormone receptor activity.
AUGAAAAACGUGAGUAGAUUUCUGACUCCCACUAAUAUCUCCCUGGCAAAUUCAGCAUCUGCUGGAACAGACUUGAUUUACAAAUCCGUAGAGUACAAGGCUGCCUCAGUGCUGCUGGUAUUGGCCAUUUGUGGAACUGGAAUCAUCGGGAAUAUUAUGGUGGUCCUGGUGGUUCUGACUGCCAGACACAUGAGAACCCCAACCAACUGUUACCUAGUCAGUCUCGCUGUGGCUGAUCUGAUGGUCCUGGUGGCUGCAGGGUUACCCAAUAUUUCUGACAGUCUGAUCGAGGAAUGGAUCUAUGGCCAUGCAGGCUGCCUGGGUAUUACCUACCUACAAUACUUGGGCAUUAAUGCAUCAUCAUGUUCCAUCACAGCAUUCACUGUGGAAAGAUACAUCGCCAUCUGCCAUCCAAUAAAAGCCCAGUCCAUGUGCACUGUCUCCAGAGCUAAGAAAAUCCUAGCAUUUCUAUGGGUAAUUACCUCCUUCUAUUGCAUGUUGUGGUUUUUCUUGGUGGAUAUCAACAUCAAUAGCAGGCAGAAUGCUGAGUGCGGCUACAAAGUCUCCAGGAAUCUAUACUUGCCCAUCUACUUCAUUGAUUUUACCAUCUUCUAUGUGAUUCCCCUGAUUGUGGCCACAGUGCUGUAUGGUCUGAUUGGGCGGGUCCUUUUCCUCAGUCCAAUUCCAGCCCAAGUUGAGACAGGAACGGAGCAUUGGAAGGAGCGCCCUGGGACAGAAAGUAACUGUCCACAGUCUUCCAGCCGGACAAACAAGGGGGCCAUCUCAUCCAGGAAACAGGUCACUAAGAUGCUGGCAGUGGUGGUUAUUCUGUUUGCUUUACUCUGGAUGCCUUACAGAACAAUAGUAGUGGUCAAUUCCUUCAUAGACAAACAAUAUGAGAAUGCCUGGUUCCUUUUAUUCUGCAGACUGUGUGUGUAUGCCAACAGUGCUAUCAAUCCUGUAAUUUAUAAUCUAAUGUCCCAGAAAUUCAGAUCUGCUUUCAAAAGACUGUGUAAUUGUAGCCAGGAUGAUACUCAGAAGCGUCCCAUGUACACAACUCCUCUUAACUACAGCGUGGUGCGGGCUCCAAUCACCAGGAGCCCUGAAGUUAAUGGCAAGCAACAAGGUGAAAAGCAGACUCUGCAGGAGGAAGCCACCAACAUUAAAAUGGAAGAAAGUAAAUCCACGGCAAAAGGCCAGAUGUACUUUAGUGUUGUUUAAAAUAAGAUCUUUAUUUAAGAUGGUUUGAAUCAAAGUAGAACAGUAAAAUAGAGAAACUUUCUCUGGCUAUCAAUCGAGGAGUACAUAGAAUAUUUAGACAACAUAAGUAAUGCCCAUGAAAGCAUAUUCAGCAUACCACUGGGACUGUUCUCCUUAAUUACAAAUCAUCCGACACAAUUUCCAUUCCUGAGUGGUAUUGCAGUGCUCUGCUGAAGCCAUAACAACCUUGGCCCUGAAAAUCUGCAACCCUUUGUUUCCAGUAUCGGCCAAUGGGAACCCUCUGCUCCUGAUCCUGCUAGUCAUUCUGGGCUCCUAUUAAAAUAUCUUGUCAGGUAUCUGAGCCAUUAGGGGCACAUCUCAGGACUGUAUAAGUUGGUGAAGGUAAUAAUUCCAGUGGAAGCCCGCUGCUUUCAGAAUAGGAGGGAGUGCUGCCCAAAAACAGGUAUAUGUUCCCAAUGAACUCCUUUAAGAAAGGGGCUAACUCAAAAAACUGGUUCUGAUUCUCUGGGAGUCCAGGUUGCAUCCAUUUUCCUGUUGGUCAAUUCCACUGUCCUGUAAGCUCUUACACAUCUUCCUACUCGGUGCUCUGGCUCGCUGGAGGAUUAUCAGGCCAGGAUGGAGGAUAUCCAAACUUGAAAGUCCCCCAUGCCUGGUUACACCUCCUUUGAUGCAGGCAGUAGCUUUGACCCAGGCGGGCCCAGUGAAAUGUGUGGGAUGGGCCUGGACACAGGGUUUUUG